AUUUUACUUUUUGCAAACCGCCAAUGAAACUUAAAAAGAAGAAGAAGAAGAACGUGUUAGUACCUUGGGCUUUUCUGUGUCUUAUCGCAGUUUUAAAAAUGGGCACUUUUUGAAGAACCCACAUCAAAGUAUUGUGUUAAAUCCAAUUUAUGAAGCAGUAGGUGCAUGGCAUGGUCGUUGCUUUUUGUCAGUUCUGACGAGGACAGCUGAGUGAUGUUGUUGGUGAGCUUGGAUUAAAUCAUCUCUAAACAAAGAACUUGUCCUCGUGGUGACUGACUUGGGGAGUGGAGGUCAGUGAGCCCAUUGUCUCUGCUGGUCCGACUCCAACUACAAAGCCGGCCCGCUCGCCCCCUCCUGAGUCUGAGAGGAGAUCCAGAGAGAAAGAAGUGAAAGCAGGCUGAAACCUCAGCACAUGGAUGAUAUCAACCAAAAACAUCCAGCACCAGCAAGUAAAGAUGAGCCAGCGGCGAUCCCUGUGGAAAAGACUUUUCCCGCUAUGAAACAGCCCAGAAGACGCAAGCGCGCCAACAGGGAGGACAGAAGCUUGAGCUGUGAUCAGUGUGGGAAGACCUUUACUCAGAUUGGUAACUUAAAAUCACAUCAGCUGAUCCACACAGGUGUGAAACCAUUCAGCUGUGAUCAGUGUGGAAGGACCUUUACUCAGAUUGGUAACUUGAAAUCACAUCAGCUGAUCCACACUGGUGUGAAACCAUUCAGCUGUGAUCAGUGUGGAAAGACCUUUACUCAAAAAUGCAGCUUAAAAACACAUCAGGUCGUCCAUACGAAAUUUAAACCAUUCAGCUGUGAUCAGUGUGGGAAGACCUUUACUCAGAGAUGGAGCUUAAAACAACAUCAGGUCGUCCACACGAAAUUUAAAGCUUUCAACUGUGAUCUGUGUGGAAAGACCUUUGCUCAGAUUGGUAGCUUAAAAUCACAUCAGCUGAUCCACACAGGUGUGAAACCAUUCAGCUGUGAUCAGUGUGGAAAGACCUUCACUCAGAGAUGGAGCUUAAAAACACAUCAGGUCGUCCACACGAAAUUUAAACCAUUCAGCUGUGAUCAGUGUGGAAAGACCUUUGCUCUGAGUUGGUGCUUAAAACAACAUCAGGUCGUCCACACGAAAUUUAAAGCUUUCAACUGUGAUCAGUGUGGAAAGUCUUUUACUCAGAAAGGUCACUUAAGGAGACAUCAUAUGAUCCAUGAUGGAGUUAAAUCAUUUGUCUGUGAUCAGUGUGGAAAGUCUUUUCAGGAUAGAGAUCACUUAGAGAGACAUCAGGGCGUCCACAGUGAAGUUAAACCUUUUACCUGUGAUCAGUGUGGAAAUUCUUUUAUUGGGAUUGAUAGGUUAAAAAGACAUCAGCUCAUCCACAGUGGAGAGAAACCAUUCAGCUGUGAUCAGUGUGGAAAGUCUUUUACUCAGAUGGGCAAUUUAAAAGCACAUCAGCUCAUCCACAGUGGAGAGAAAUCUUUCAGCUGUAAUCAGUGUGGAAAGUCUUUUGCUUACGUUAGUCAGUUAAAAAGACAUCAGCUCAUCCACAGUGGAAAGAAACCUUUUACCUGUGAUCAGUGUGGAAAUUCUUUUAGUAGGAUUGAUAGGUUAAAAAGACAUCAGCUCAUCCACAGUGGAGAGAAACCAUUCAGCUGUGAUCAGUGUGGAAAGUCUUUUACUCAGAUGGGCAAUUUAAAAGCACAUCAGCUCAUCCACAGUGGAGAGAAAUCUUUCAGCUGCAAUCAGUGUGGAAAGUCUUUUGCUUACGUUAGACACUUAAAAAGACAUCAGCUCAUCCACUCUGGUACUAAACAAUUUGUAUGUGGUGACUGUGGAAAGGCUUUUACUCAAAAGACUGGCUUAAAAUCACAUCAGCUCAUCCACUCUGGUACUAAACAAUUUGUAUGUGGUCAAUGUGGAAAGUCUUUUACUCACAUGUGUAGCUUAAACUCACAUCAGCGCACACACUCUGGAGUUAAAUCAUUUGUAUGUGGUCAGUGUGGAAAGUCUUUCAUCCAUAACACAGAUCUAUUGAAGCAUCAAAAGACUCACAAAGUGUCCUCCUGCGAGAAAAGGGGCAGACCAAUGGGACAUUACCAUGACAGGGUUCAUGUGAACACAGUGGGAGAAACAGGGGAUCUGAACAAAAGUUCUUCUGGAUGCUGCGUCAAACUUAAAAAGCUUGAGAUCAGGCUUCACAGAAUUCAGCUUUAAUUUCCUGAGAAAGUCAGAGCUUCACUAUGUCUUUGUAGAUCUAGUGAAACCAUGAAAAGGUGCAAAAAGAGGCACUGUGGUACUGCAUGAUGAAGUCAGAAGUGACAGAGAAGUAUGUGAGCCUGGUUCAGGACAUGUGUGUGUGGUAGCAGUGACUACCACACAUACUUGGGUUGAAGGUGGGGGGAGGAUUACAUCAAUUCUGAGCCCCUUCUUCCUUUUUCAAAGCGAGGGCAAUACUCAGGAAAGGAUGAUGACAAUAGAGCUGCAAGACAGGAUGGAAAGAAAAAGAGUUUAAGAGAAGAUCAUCAAUGUUGUGAAGCGAUUGAGCCGCGAUCACAAAAUCUUAGCUUAUGGAGUUAGUUAUCCCAAUACAAGUUUAGCAAGUUAAACUUCACUGUCUGUGUCCACAAACAGCAUACAGAGCAAACAUUACUCCAUCAUCUGAUCACAAGAAAAGCAAAAUGUCAGAACAGUUCACCUUCUGGGUCAAACUGUCAGACCUGUUACUGUUUAUUUGUCUGUUCUUCGUGAGGUAAUUAUCAGUGUCAGUGCUGUGCCACUUCUGUUGAAACUCACAUGAAAUGUGUUUUAAAUGGGCUCUAUUGUCUUACAAUAUUGUGUGAGUCUGUUUUGCUCCACAAAGACACAACCCCUCCUGCAAUGUUUAUUGUUACAGUAAAAAAUAAAAGGUAAAUUCAUAAAUUUGUGUCAUUUUUAAACAGGCAGUAUUUAGAAAAUUAAAUAUAUUUUUACCCAUGUGUAAAGUUUUCAGUGGUCUUUGUUUUCUUACAGGAUGUGUGUAGGGAUGGGUAUCGAAAACCGGUUCUUGUUGAGAACCGGUUCCCACUGUUUCAAUUCCUUGGAAUCGUUUGCCAUUUUUGCAAACGAUUCCCUUAUCGAUUCCAGUCGCCCCAAAUGACGUCAUCACGUUGUGGAGCGUCAUUUACCUGGCAGGAAACAUGGCGGCUCAAAAGCUCAAAAGUUUAUUUAUACUUUACGAGAACAGAUGAUAACACGGCAACUUGCAAUACUUGCAAUGUAGAUAUUUCACUUAAGGGAGGAAACACUACGAACCUGCAAAAGCAUUUGCUCACAAAACACGUGAUGACCUUAAAUGAAUGUCGUGUUUUUAAUUCCGCUCCGGACUCGUGAAUCUGAACUCAGCAGCAGCGGUAACGUUUGCACGUCCUCUCCCAUUAAUGCGGCAGGUAAAUAAUCAACUAACAGUGCAUAUUAUGUUAGCGCGAUCUGCUUUAUUACAAAACCUGCCAUUACUGUGCAUUUAAGUGACCGUGAUGAGAGAGACAGACAGAGUCUGGCUGGCUCAGAUGCUGGCAGUUCUCGCUGCAGUCCACCGGUAGCGUCUCCUUUCAGGCCAGGAUGAAUGUCACCGAGCAGUGACUAAGUUUGUGGUCAAAGCCUUGCACCCAUUUGCCCCCGAUUUUCGGUAAGUGAAGGUUUUUAAUUGUAGGCAGGGACAUUACUGGAUAUUCUUGUGUAAUUGCUACAGAAUAAUUUAUGUUAUAGUACAGAAGAAUAUUUAUUUUAUUAUUUUACAUUUACAUUUUUUUUCCUGGGGACCCUGUGACACCCCAUUGAAGGCUGGUUCUCUUGAGAUCGCACUGUUGGGUUUGUAAGGCCAUGUUCUAGCUGAAUGCAUCACAUUUUGUACCAGAAGAUUUACCAGCCUUUAGAAGACAGUGGUCCCGAACCAGAAAUGGUAAAGUCGCUGUGUAUAAGAGCAAGGAUGCAAGGAUAUGUUAUAGGGUCUACCUGACAAUAUAAAUGGUACUUUCCAUGAUUAAAUAUUAACAGCAGUAGCAGCAGCCUCACCAUUGAUUCAGAUUGAAUACAUCAUUUUCUCUGGGAGCAGGCCCGUCGUCUGGACGUGCUUUAUAUUUACAGCAUGGUGGGCAUCCAGGUGGGUGCUUAUAAAUUGCUUGCAAGUAGUCUUAAAAUGACACUUUGCAGAUCCCAGUGCCGACACUUCUCAUAAGCCUUCACCCUUGUGUACUUCUGAUCUGUGCUCACUUGACUGAAGUUGUUUCAGAUAGUGGUCCGUCUUGGAGCAGUACAGACAAUACACCUGUCGCUCCUCUGGCAUGAUGCUUGAUGAUGAAGGUAACUCAGGUGUGGUGCCACUUCCUAGCAAACCAGCACCAUGGAGAAUGUUUGUGGACCAUUUUGACCUUUUAUUCUUGCGCCCCAUCUUUCUGUGGGUCCCCAUUUGCUUUCACACCAUCUCCAAGGAUUUCAAACACAGAUUCCUGCAUCUUGUGGGCAUGUCGAUGUGCUAGGAGGGCAGGUUUUAUUGUGCACAAUUUCGUCUAAAGAAGUAGAGGAGAAAUAUCUGUUGUUUAAAAGGAUUUAAUUAAAUAAUAUGUGUAUGUUAAUAAAAAAAACAUACACUUCACACCAAAGCCUUAACUCUCGCGGCCUGGUACCAAACGACUUACGGACCGGUACCGGUCCGUGGCCCGGAUGUUGGGGACCUCUGCUUUUGGGUUGAAUAUACUGUGUUACACUUGAAUAGUUUCUAAGAUCAUAGGACCAUUUGCUGUUAACACCAUAAAUAAUACAUAGUGGCCAUCUUUGUCACAUUCUGAAAUUGGACCAUUUCCAUUAAAAUUAUUUUUGAAGAUACAUAAACCAGCUGAAUGCUCUGACCCAUGGGACAUCCAAAGAUCAGAUCUCCAAUGCGACCUCCAAAAGUUAGG
This is a messenger RNA of Pelmatolapia mariae (spotted tilapia), 4923 nucleotides long. Its product is annotated as gastrula zinc finger protein XlCGF26.1-like. The coding region runs from base 413 to 2203 and encodes 596 amino acids. The transcript has 3 exons. Gene Ontology annotation, biological process: regulation of transcription by RNA polymerase II. Gene Ontology annotation, cellular component: nucleus. Lineage: Eukaryota; Metazoa; Chordata; Actinopteri; Cichliformes; Cichlidae. The record is from RefSeq and is a predicted model, not a curated record. Gene Ontology annotation, molecular function: DNA-binding transcription factor activity, RNA polymerase II-specific.